UCUCCGAAAAGACCCGCGAAAUGAUCACCCCGAUUGAUCCACACACCCAUCCACUUUGGGCCACUCCAUGGCCCUCUUUGAUUAUAAUGGUCGCCUAUUUGGCAAUCGUUCUGAAAUUGGGCCCCAGUUUUAUGAAAAAUCGAAGGCCCUACGAUCUGCGCGGCAUUAUCAAGGUUUACAACAUUAUUCAAAUUAUCUACAAUUUCGCGAUCCUAUAUUUUGCCAUGUACUUCCUUUUCUUCUUGGAUACCUAUGAUAUGAGUUGCGUGACAGCCCUACCCAUGGAUCAUCCGCACAAGGACUACGAACGUUUUGUAUGCAAUAUUUAUGGAUUCAACAAAAUUAUGGAUCUAACUGAAACCAUAUUCUUCGUUUUGCGAAAGAAGGAUAAGCAGAUAACCUUCCUGCACCUGUUCCACCAUAUUUAUAUGGCCAGUAUUGGCUACUUUUUGCUUACAUAUCACGGAUACGGUGGACUUGUGUUCCCUGCCUGCACUUUAAACACCUUUGUCCACGCUAUGAUGUACAUCUACUACUACCUGUCGUCGGUGAAUCCGUCAGUCCAAAAAAGCAUCUGGUGGAAGAAAUAUAUAACUCUUAUCCAACUGGUCCAGUUCAUUACGGUGGAGGUUCUCAUUAUCAAAACCUUGCUCCAUCCGAACUGCAAUUACUCAAAAUUUAUGAUGUGGUUAUGCUUGAUCGUAAAUCCCAUUUUCAUUGGAUUGUUUAGCCACUUUUACAUAAAGAACUACAUCCUUUCGCCCAAGAAGAGUUCAAAGCCACCUCAGGAUUCUUCGGACUCAAAAGCUCAAGAAAAAGUCAAUUAAACGAAUUUAUAGAAACAAUUUGGAAAGAAACAAUAUUCAAAAUAAAAUUAUGAUCGCUUUUUUGUUUUAAAAACA
Molecule: messenger RNA, 902 nt
Organism: Drosophila bipectinata
Lineage: Eukaryota; Metazoa; Arthropoda; Insecta; Diptera; Drosophilidae
Product: very long chain fatty acid elongase F-like
Biological process (GO): sphingolipid biosynthetic process; fatty acid elongation, monounsaturated fatty acid; fatty acid elongation, polyunsaturated fatty acid
Cellular component (GO): endoplasmic reticulum membrane
Molecular function (GO): fatty acid elongase activity
Source: RefSeq, a predicted model, not a curated record